Dujonia railenensis is the source of this 1998-nucleotide messenger RNA. The record is from the annotation of a GenBank genome assembly. Lineage: Eukaryota; Fungi; Ascomycota; Pichiomycetes; Serinales; Debaryomycetaceae.
AUGUUACAGAAGAAACACGAUCUUGCACUUUUUGAGAUUAGAUUGAAAUCACCUCACAAAAACUUACUUCUACUUAAGGGAAAUGAACACGAGUGUGAACAAGUUCCUUUCCAAGGAUCAAUCAAAUUGUCACUGCCUAGUGACCUACAUGUCAAAAAAAUUUCGUUGAGGCUAAUAGGAGAGUAUAGAUUGGACUAUUUCCAGCGUGAUUCACAUGGGACUGUGAUCGACCAAGUUAGUGAACACCAUUGCGUGCUAGAUGUGGAAUGGGGAAACCUUCUAACUGAUGCAGAAGGUAAAAUAAUAUUUGGGGAUUAUGGUGAUUCCUUGACUAGAAUGAAUAAGCACCAUAAGAAAACAAAUUCCGGCAACAACUCGUUCUCAUCGCUUCCAAAAUCAAACGAUGGAUCGUCAUCGAACCUUCUUCACCCGAGUUCGGCGGCUCCCAGUUCAAGGCCCUCAUUUUUGAGGUCUUCGUCUCAACCACACUUUGGCUUCAACAGUUCGUCCAACUUGUCGGCAGCCUCUUCUUCAUCCCUAUUGCAAAUUCCUAAAUCUGGUAUUGAUGGAACUCCAUUUAAGGAUAGAGGUGCAACAUCAUCAAGUUCUUUCCUUUUGCCAAAGGGUAAUUACAACUUGCCCUUCCAGGUCUACCUUCCUACUAAUAUAUCUGAAACGGUAGAAGGAUUAAACUGUGGACAAUUACUUUAUCGUCUUGAAUGCAAUAUUGAAAGGGGCAGAUUCGAAAAGGCCUUCCAUAAGACCAAGCAUGUCAGAAUUAUGAGAACCUUGCAUCCUCAAUGUUUAAGCUUAAUUGAAAGUGUUGAUAUUAACAAUACUUGGCCAAAGAAGGUACAGUAUGCUGUUAGUUUGAUGAAAAAGGGUGUGGCAGUGGGAGCAACAGUCCCCGUUAUGAUUCUUAUCGUGCCACUUGCCAAGGGAUUAAAAUUACAAGGAAUCAACGGAGUAUUAGUGCAACAUUACCAUGUCUUGACCCAGGAUGGUAGAUCCCCAGAAUUUGAGGAAAUUUAUGGAAAACAAGACAUGCCAAUGCCUGAUGUAGACUCUUUACCUUUGGAUCAAUGGCAAGUAAAGACCCAUUUCAAGAUCCCAACUUCAUUAAAAAAAGUAACCCAAACAUGUGAGCUUAAGAAUAGCUUAAUUCAAGUCAAGCACAGGUUGAGAAUAUCUAUACAAUUAUUGAAUAAGGAGGGACAUAUUUCUGAGUUGAGAGCCAAUUUGCCGAUUCACCUUUAUGUAAGUGCAAACACUGGACAUGUUGUUGGGCACCAUUAUGAAGCAGAUUCUCAUGGUAACCUUUCGACUGUCGUUGGUGGGGAGGACAUUCUAUUCAGAAAAGAUGAUCCGCAUAACAAAAAUCCUAUUCACCAGCAUCAUCACCAUCAUCAUCACGAAGGCUCUGGUCUGGGUAGUGUAUCUCCGAACUUGACUGUGAGUAACACCGAAGACACAAGCUCUUCAGUAGAUUCUGAUAACGAAUUAGAUAGAGAAGAAACCGCUCCUCCAUUGUAUCAGAAGCAUAUUUUCGACAAGAUAUACGACUCUUCCUUACCACAAACUCCAUUAGAACAAUUUAGAAGUCAAACUGGUUCGCCCGUUGGAUCCAGCGCAAAUCUUGCUGGAUAUUUCGAUUCCAUUCCCACCAGUUUAGGAGAAGCGUUUGAGAGGAAUUUAAAGAAGAAUGGCAAGUUACCAGGAGCCCUUUCGAAAACUCCAUCCGCACUCGAUGUACUUCAGCUUUGUAAGGUGCCCUCAUAUGAGUAUGCUGCAGAUGAAGAUGUUGACGAUCAAGAUGAAUUAGCACCAACGUAUAGUAAUGGUGGAAAGGAUGGUAGCGACAGCGGCAGUGGUAGUGUUUCAGACUUAUUAAGACCGAAUUUGGGCAGAUCGCAUACAGUCGACAACCUUAAGCUUAAGGACAAGAAACACUCACACUCCAAAUUACACUUCAGAAUCGAUAGAAAGAAGGACUCAUAA